Sphaeramia orbicularis (orbiculate cardinalfish) is the source of this 4735-nucleotide messenger RNA. It is a transcript of the gene impg2a, whose product is annotated as interphotoreceptor matrix proteoglycan 2a. The coding region runs from base 234 to 3662 and encodes 1142 amino acids. Gene Ontology annotation, biological process: visual perception. The record is from RefSeq and is a predicted model, not a curated record. NCBI's taxonomy places the organism in Eukaryota, Metazoa, Chordata, Actinopteri, Kurtiformes, Apogonidae. The transcript is spliced from 23 exons. Gene Ontology annotation, molecular function: hyaluronic acid binding; heparin binding.
CUCUCCUCUCAGCACCAUGGGACACACCUCUCUUCAGCUGAAAGCAGGAAAACACCAUGUGAUUGUAUCUUCAAGUCACUUCUGUUUAUGUUUUUGUUCACUUUUUGGAGUAUUCUGAACUAUGCAAACAUUUAAGACGUUGUUCACAUUGCCAUUAUAUGACUUGAGAGGAACUACGUAUCAGCUGGACCCUUUUCCCACUCUACGGAUUUAAGCACAAACACGGAUUUAACAUGUGCAUUGUAUCUUGGAAAUGUGUUUUCUGCUCUGUUGCAUUAAUUUCUGUGGUCAUUUCUUUGGAUCUAAAUACAGAUGCAACACUGGAAGGUUCCUCUAUGGGUGACCUCGAUGUGCCUCAUAGCCAGAAGCCUGUGGCAUUUCCACACAUUGUUCAUGUAUCUGAUGUUAAAGUAACGACUGGAGGCCAUGCAGUUUUGUCUCGUCAGAAACGGAACGUCCUUUUCCCAAGUGGAGUCAAACUGUGUGCACAGGAGACUGUUCAGCAAGUUGUUGCAACCCAUCUGAACUACUUCUAUCUCAGAGUUUGCCAGGAGACCAUAUGGGAGGCUUUCAAAAUCUUCUGGGAUCGCCUCCCAGAGCAAGUGGAGUACCAAAGCUGGAUGAGCAAAUGCCAGGAAGGCACACUUUCGGCUCAAGACUUUGGCAACUACUUCAGCCAAUCAGAGGAACAUCAGGCUCUGAUUAAAAAGAGAAUGUCACUGCCAGGUUUGAAAAGUGAGCCCUCCAGGUCCUGGCAACAUAUGUGCAGCACUCCGUCUCCAGACACAGAGGAACCUGCUGUGGCUCCUGAGUUAGCUAAAGGAGAUGUCCCUGUAGGAGCAGCUGCUGUUGUCCCAGAACCAGAGGAGAGUUCAUUGGACAAUGACAUUGCUGUCGAGUCACCCACACCACUUGAACUGGAGCAGAUAGUGGAGCUCAGCAUCCUCCUGACCGGUGAGAUGUUCAGCGAUGACCUCAACAACCCCGCCAGCCUCAAGUACCAGACUCUCAGCAGACAGCUAGUAGAAAAGAUAGAAGAUGCUCUGGAGGGACUUCCUGGAUUCAAGAGUGUGUCUGUGGUGGACUUCAGGUCUCAGAGGGAUGCCCAAGGGUUGGAUGGUGUGGUGGUCGACUACACCGUCACAGUUGUGGUGGAUGGAACGGGGGUAAGCACUGAACAACUGGACUAUCUGACCCUGCAGUCCAACCGUGUGGAAAACUCCUACCGUGAAGUGAAGGAACUGCCCACAUUGGUCAUCACUGAGGUCAAAAACGAUGCCAUUGAUGCCCUGGAGUUAGAGAGCGUGUCUGAAGUCCCUGAGUCUGUCAAUGCUGCAGACGGAGCCACGACCACAGCAGUGCAGGAGAUCUUGAUUCUGGAAGGGGAGACUGAGGACGUGAACAAAGAGGACUUGCUGCCUGAAACAUCAGAAGUCAACACGGUGGCAACAACACAAAAUGAUAAUGAUAUCAUCGUUCUGGAGGAGAGUGAAGUAGCUCCUCCUGAUUCUCCUCUGACCACUGAAGCCUCUGAAUCUGACAGCAUCGAGGAGGAAGGUCUGCUGUUUGAGGACACUGUGCAGACUCCAGCUGUAGAACCCCCCCCACCACAGGAGCUCCCGUCUGAACUUCCCUCCCCUGAGCUGCCAGAGGUCAUCUCACUGCCCGAACCACCGGUGGAGAGUGGAGAGGCCUCUGGAUUAGGCACAGACAAUGUUGAGGACCUACUCCAGCCAUCCAUAGUAGAAGAAAUACCUGAGGGGGCUGUUUCUGAAGAUGGAUUAAUAACAGCAGAUGCUGUCUUUGUAACGGAAGCAGGGGAGGUUGAGGUGGUGGGAGAAGAACAUCUGGAUGAGGUGGUUCAGUCAGAGGAGCUAGACUUAUCAACACUUACACCUGAAACCACAGAAGAAGAAGAACAAGGAGGAGGUUUGGUUUCCCUCAUUCCAUCUCCUGAGGUGGUUGACUUAGAAAGUGAAACAUCAGAGCCGGAGGCAGAAGAACCAGAUCAGCCUUCUGUUGGUGAAGAUCUCAACCUCACGGAUGUUCUACCUGCAGAAGAUACAAAUCUUGAACAGCCUGAGGAAAACACAGGCAUCAAUGUGGUGCUGAUGAAUCCUGAGGGACCUUCACUCGAAGAGGCAGGUGCCAAGGAAACGACGGGGAUGGAGGAACAAGAGAAGAACCAGGAGCCUGUAGUUGUAGCUGUGGAAAUCCCCGAGGCUCCUCUGAUCUCGACAGAGGAUCUAACAGAGGAUGAGAUUAUACUGGUCAAUGUGGAGGAACCAGAAUCACCAGUGCCAGAUGCAUCUAAUCCUAUCCAAACAACUUCUCUGUCUCCAGAAAAGGAGUCGCCUUUCACCCGUAUCUCUGAUGUUAACCCUGUAUCUGAUGGGCAGCCUGACAUAAUUAUCCCUGCAGUGGUGGAGAUCCAGACCACCAGUGAGGACUUGGAUGAGGCCACUAUUGGAGACCAGGGCUAUGAUGUGAUUCAUUAUGGCUAUGGUCUUAUUAACCACACAGAAGAGGGCAGCACUGGAUUUCCAUUCGGUGUGUCACAUGGCACAGAUCAGGCCAGUAUCGCGAUGCCCGUGAACCCGGGUCGAGCCCUCAUGGUGUUCUUCAGCCUGAGGGUCACUAACAUGAUCUUCUCAGAUGAUCUGUUCAACAAAAGCUCCCCAGAAUACAAGGCUUUGGAGCAGCGUUUCCUUGAACUGCUUGUACCGUACCUGCAGUCCAACCUGAGUAACUUUGAGAACCUGGAGAUCCUGAACUUCAGAAACGGAAGCAUCGUCGUCAACAGUCGAAUGAAAUUUGGCAAACCUGUGCCCCGUGGAGUCACCUCCACAGUUUAUCUGAUCCUGGAGGAUUUCUGUAACACAGCCUACCAGACCAUGAACCUGGCUAUUGAUAAGUACUCACUGGAUGUUGAGUCAGGUGACCAGGCGGAUCCCUGUAAGUUCCAGGCGUGUAAUGAGUAUGCGGAGUGUAAGGUGAACAAGUGGACGGGGGAGGCGGAGUGUGUCUGUAAUGCCGGUUACUUCAGUGUAGACGGACUGCCGUGUCAAAGCAUCUGUGAGCUGGAGACUGACUUUUGCCUCAACGAUGGGAAGUGUGACAUCAUCCCCGGCCAGGGUGCCAUCUGCAGGUGUCGGGUUGGAGAGAACUGGUGGUACCGAGGGGAACACUGUGAGGAGUAUGUAUCUGAGCCUCUGGUGGUCGGCAUAGCGAUAGCCUCCGUCGCUGGUUUCCUACUGGUGGCCUCUGGGGUUAUUUUCUUCUUGGCCAGGACGUUACGGGAUCAGUAUGACAAGGACGAGUCAGAGGAUCCUAUACGGCGAGCAGAGAGUCUUCCAUCUUUGGAGAGGGCGACCAAGUAUAACCCUAUGUAUGAGAGCGAGGCCACCACAGGGUACAGCCACUACUACCGCCGUUACCCAGAAGCCCCUGUGUACAGCAGCGCCAGCGCAGAGGCCUCCACUGACUUCAGCAGUGAGGAGAUACGACACAUCUACGAGAACAGUGAACUAACCAAGGAGGAAAUCCAAGACAGGAUACGCAUCAUUGAACUGUACGCUAAGGACCGGCAGUUUGCAGACUUUGUACGGCAGCAUCAAGCGGUCCUGGAUACCCGCAGGGAAAGCUCCUCUGUGCAGACAUGAAACAACCCUCCCAUACACAACAAGAAACCCAUCAUCACUGUCAAGACUCUCUUUCUGUUCGCCUCAGCACUCAGAGCCUGGACUGGUCGCUUUAAGAUGGUCAUUCUUUGUUCCUGCAGUUGUUUAUCUCCUCAAAGACAGUUUCUGUGUGUGCAUGUGUCCCUGCCUGUGUGGGCAGAUGUGUCGACUGUUCUCCCUCCUUCCUCUGUGCCUUCAUGUAACGGGGUGAGCUGGCUCGGACAUCAAAAGGAAACGUUUGCUGCUCACCUACUGGACGUUUCCCUUUUUUUGGGGAAAAACUGGCCCGCAUCCUAUUACUUGAAAUGAUAACAGACACAAUCACAAUACUAUGUUUAGUUUAGUCAGAUAACGGAUCUGUUUCUACAUGCUAAAUAUGUCCUGUCUGAAAGGGAAGAACAUAAAACUGUGUGUAUGUGUACAUAAUGUAUUAAGUGUUACCUGUUAGUGUGUUUUAUAGUUAUAUAUUUUCCAAAUGUACUUAUAGGGUUUUGGUGGAGGCUGCUUCUUGUAGUCAAUGGUGCUAUCUUUGAAAUGUAGUGAUCUGUUAUGAUUUUACAAGUAAAAGUGAUACCAAUGCAUCAGCUGUGUAUUUUAGAGUACUAAUGUACGUUAAAGUGGCCAAAUAUAGCCAUAGUGUAUGAGUUAUAUGGUUCACGAAUGCAGCCUUCCACGAUCUGGACUGUGAGUAGAGGAUAAUUUCAGCUGGUUUUCUAUUAGCAGGCAAUUUCUGCUUUUUAAGAGCUCAAUUGAUUGGACAUUUGUAAAUGUUAGUAGCCUCAAAUGAGUGAAAAAAGCGGCAAUGGCAGAAAGGCGGAGAGCAUGAACCCUCUAUAGCUCUGGGAUUUAGAAAUAAGUGAAAACACAUUCCAGUGGAAAAAUACUUUAGGGCAUGCAGCUCAUGGAUUUGAUCAAAAAGUCUGCGUUCAGAUGCCAUAUGUAAUACUGAAAACUGAAAGAACAGGAAAAGUAGACAAAGGACGCUGAUAAACAACAUGUGCUCUUUGGAAAGACUGUGUCUGCCGUCGCAAAAACCCUUUAUGUUACCAGGACUU